UUCAACUCGUUCGCUGGCAGCUCACACCGGCUUGCUCGGCUUGCUGGACUUCUGUCCGUAUAUUACUUCUCACUAUUCACAGCCUCGGAGGCCAGCGUUCAGUAUCUUCACAUCUGCGCACUUAUAACCGCGCUCUUAAGUUGGACUCGGAAGAGCCGCUCUCAGACGAAUAUCAUGGGCGACACCCACGACUUCCCAGUCGCGACGUCCCACUCCGCGCACGGUCACGGACAACGCACGUCCUACCCCUACCUCGACUCGCCCAGUGCUCGAGCACAAAAUCACCCAUAUAUACAUUCUCCUUUUCCUUUUCCUACUGGCGCUGGAGACCAACAAUACCAGCACCACGAUCAUCGAAGAGCAUCACGCGUUUCGCUGGCCGAUCGACCAUUACCAGUGCCGGGCACUGUUUCGUGGGUCCAUAGACGCACUCAUAGCAACUCACACUUGCCCAGUACUUCCAAUCCACACGCAAUGUCUUCUCCUGCUGUCGUCACUCCGCAAAUCCCCCCUCUCCCGAACUUGCAAACACAAUUCCAAUUGGAAUACCCCGACAAUGAUGACAGCGAUAAAGACGAGGACCAAAUCCAAGACCAUGUCGACUACCAUCGUCUCUCAUAUCCUGCUCUCCGUAUCGCCAACGCAGCAACACCAGACGUCGCCUCACUCACCCAACGCGGCGACUCUGACGCGCCUGCAGCAGUACCACCACCGCCUCCACCCGGCGCCUCACAGCUCUCUCACCACCGAUCUAUGGCCUACCAUACCCCCAGUCCAAACAGCAACUAUGACCACAUCGUGAGCAUGACCAAUACGACUGGAAAUGGAAUGGCCAUGAACGGGACUGGAUUGAUGGGGAACGGAAAUAGCAAUCCGCUGUCGCCCCGGGCAGAGUCGAUCGGUUAUUGGGCGGAAGGACUUAGCCAUGGGACGCAUGAGAAUCCGCCUACAUUUGUGAGCGAGGAGCCACUGACCGCUAAAACUGGCGGUAUGAUAGGUGAGAUGAUGGACGUGAGGAUGUCGAGCGCGUCGAUGGCAAACUUGAACAUGGGCUUAGGUGGGAUGAGGGCCAUGAGUAUCGGGGACGCGUUGACGGAGGUGUCGUUUGCGAAUAGGGGCCCAAAUGUGGAUAAGUUGCGAAAAGUUUAUUAUCGUUUAUUUACACAUUCGAGUGGCGCAUACCCUUCGAAAUGGAGAAUCCAUGCAGAUGACCCCUCAUUAGCCUAUUUCCACCACGACCACGUCCAACCUCCCCGGCGCGCAGGGAACUACAUCGACUACCUCUGCUACCGCGAAUCCAUCCACAAAUCCCGGGUCAAACUCUACGUCUCCGUCAACGGCGACUCUGACCACCUGCGGCUCGUCGCAGCAUACGAAUCGUUCGGUGGCGCGCCCAAAUCUCGCGCACAAUCAGCGCUCGGUCAUAAUCUUCUCAGCGACUCCACCCUUAACGGCGGCCUCGGAGGUGGCCAAUACAAUGGCAGCCUCAUCGGGCAUUAUAACGGCAAUGGAAAUGCCGUACUCAGCAGAACCCAGUCGCGCGGUGGCGCCAAAAUGAUCAACGGCGGUGGCCCGAUAUUGGAGAAAUCUCAUGGGAGUACACCGGAGGAUCCGUUGUUGAUAUGUGUGGAGUUGGAGGAGAACGCGCCGAGGGAGAGGGCGAGGGAGCCGAUCGGGGCUUGGAGGAGGUUCGGGAGGGUGGUGGGCAGGUGUUUUUGUGGUGGGCCGGGGGCGGAGGGAGUGAGAUGAGUGCGAUGUAUGGUCGUCUGUAAAAGUAGGACAAUGAAGGGACCCGGGGGAGGGACCUUGUUGUUUUCCGUACUCUAGCUUUCGCUGGUUGAAGGUCUGGAUUCUGUUUCACUAUUCCAUAUUGUCUCAUGUUCUUCGCUUUCUCCCUUGUUGUUGUUGUUCUCUUGCUGUUUUACGAUACCUCCACACACGACACGGUAUACUUACAUACUCACCAUACUCAGUCACCACAUGUAUACCUAGACGCACUCUGUACUUGUACUUGUCAUACGCACUCGCCCGGAUCUCCUUGUCUUGAUCUGGUUGUACAUAUUGUAAUUGUAUCACUCG
Messenger RNA from Stereum hirsutum FP-91666 SS1, 2079 nucleotides. RefSeq lists its product as uncharacterized. The transcript is spliced from 5 exons. Lineage: Eukaryota; Fungi; Basidiomycota; Agaricomycetes; Russulales; Stereaceae. The coding region runs from base 175 to 1749 and encodes 524 amino acids. The record is from RefSeq and is a predicted model, not a curated record.